This is a messenger RNA of Cuculus canorus (common cuckoo), 1074 nucleotides long. It is a transcript of the gene RPUSD3, whose product is annotated as RNA pseudouridine synthase D3. The transcript is spliced from 8 exons. Gene Ontology annotation, biological process: pseudouridine synthesis. NCBI's taxonomy places the organism in Eukaryota, Metazoa, Chordata, Aves, Cuculiformes, Cuculidae. Gene Ontology annotation, molecular function: RNA binding; pseudouridine synthase activity. Bases 26 to 988 code for a protein of 320 amino acids. The record is from RefSeq and is a predicted model, not a curated record.
ACGUGUUGGAGGGAGCAGGGCAGGGAUGUGGGUCAGAUGUGGGUGCGCGUGUGUGGGGUGUGGAGACACACAGGGUGGGGGUGUCGGUGGCUGGGGGAGUCCCACACAGGUCCCAUCCGUGCCUCCUGCCCACUCCCUCCUCUGCAGAUGGGGGCGGCCGCUGGGCCCCGAGGAGACGCUGAGGCUGCUGGAGGCUUCCGUGGUGCACCAGGAAGGAGCCCUGCUGUCGCUGAGCAAGCCGCCUGGCCUGUCCGUCCAGGGGUGUUCCGGGGAGCUGAGCCUGGUGGCCCUGCUGCCAGCACUGAGACGACGCCUGGGCCUCCCUGCAGAGCUCCACGUGGUGAAGGCUCCCACCAGGGAGUGUUCUGGCCUCGUCCUCCUGUCCAGCUGCCACCGCACCACAGAGCAGCUCCAGCAGUUCUUCAGCAAAGCUCGCCGGAGAGGCCAGUACCCUGCCACAUACUGCGCUGUCACCGUGGGAGUCCCGGCGGAGGCAGAGGGAGAGAUCCGUGCCGGGCUGCGCUGGCAGCAGCAGGGUGACACUGCCAUGGUGGUGCCGGUGCCAGUGCCGGGGCGCCGCAGCCUGGCCAGGAAGGAGGUAAAGAACACCCUGACACGUUACCGAGUGCUGGGUGCCGCAGGGGGCUGCGCCCUUCUCCAGCUCCAGCCCAAAACAGCAUUCCCAGAACAGCUUCCGGUGCACCUGACGCUGCUGCUGUGCCCUGCCCUGGGCGACCACAAGCACUCAUCCUGCGUUGGUAGGGUGCUGGGGGUGCCCUUCCUCCUGCCCCCCGAGGCUGCCCCAGCCCGCACACAGGUGCUGGAUGAGGAGCUGAUGGCACGGCUGGGGCUCUCCGCACAGCGGCUCCGCCGCCUCCCACUCCACAUCCACCUGCAGCGGCUGGAGCUGCCCCAGGGUCCACUCUGUGCCCCCUUGCCACCCCCUUUCCUGCACACCCUGCGCUGCUUGGGGCUGCCAGAGCCCUAGCACCUGCGGGGGGACCCUUGCCCCACUACCCUCUGCCAUCCGAUUAAAUCCCCACCUGCCGUGGGUGGCUCAGUGCCCGUUUCUUU